Phlebotomus argentipes is the source of this 3647-nucleotide messenger RNA. Its product is annotated as pyroglutamyl-peptidase 1. The record is from RefSeq and is a predicted model, not a curated record. Gene Ontology annotation, biological process: proteolysis. Bases 98 to 697 code for a protein of 199 amino acids. Lineage: Eukaryota; Metazoa; Arthropoda; Insecta; Diptera; Psychodidae. The transcript is spliced from 3 exons.
GACGUUCAGGGCUGCCAAUCUUCCAGUUGUGAAAGUUUUUUUAUGGCCCAGUUAUAAAAAUUUAUGGCACGCGAGUGAGCUUUUCAGAGGAGAUCCAAUGGAAAGGGAAAAUCUGGUGUUCGUGACGGGAUUUGGUCCCUUUGCCGGUCACGAGUCCUGCAAUGCCAGCUGGGAGGCCGUCAAGCUCCUGCCGGACACGGUGACGGUCAGGGAGACGAGGUAUCGCAUUGAGAAGCUGCAGGUUCCGGUGGUGUACUCGGACGUGGACAAGAUUGUCCCCAGGAUCUGGGACAAGAAUCCUCUCCUUGUCAUCCACUGUGGCGUCCACUCGUCAGCCAGCAAAGUGCACCUGGAGAAGUGCGCCUACAAAUCCUCCUAUCCCAAUCCGGACUGGCAAGGCGAGUGUCUGCCCUCGAGCUCAGCCAAUCUCUGCCGCCAUGGUCAAGACUGUGAUAAACUGGAGACUUCGUUCAACGUCCACAAAAUCGCCGAUGAACUCAAUGAGAAGCAUAAAGACAUCUUCUCUGGAUCCACUGACGUCGGCCACUACCUCUGCGGCUACAUCUAUGUGAAAUCCCUGGAUUUCUGCCCGUCCAGAACGCUGUUUAUUCACGUGCCAAAAGUGGAGAUCAUCGAUCCUGCGACUGUCCAAAGGGGAAUUGUGGAUGUUAUACAAAAAUGCCUGGAACAGAUUUGAGAAUUUGAGGAUUUUGAGCAUGAAAAUUAAAACUUUCCGUAUGUUUUAGAACUGUUUAUUACUUUUCUUCCUAAUAUUAAGAGACAAUAUAAUUCAAUUGGGGUUUCUUUCUUCAUAUAUUCUCUGUAAAUAAACAUCUUUGUCACAUGCAGCUAAGAAAAUUCCUCUGAAUUCUUGUUGCUCUCAAAAAAUCCAGUUCUCAAAACAGAUUAAAUACUUUUUUUUCUUCAAUUCACUCUAAAUAUGCACAGCGUUUCAGCUGAAAUUGGCCUAAAAAUAUUCAUUCACUGGGCUUUGGAUAGAAAACACAAGAUUAAUCAAGAAGAAAUGAGCUUAGAAACUUAGGAAAAUUCUCAAUGAUUCUUUUUAAAAGCAGCUUUUGGUUUAGUUUCAUUAUAUUUUCGUAACUAUUAAACUUCUAUGUUUUUUUAGUAAUGUUAUUCUAGGUUUUUAAAAUUAAAUUGACUCUGGUUUCAUGCGAGAAAACUAAUAAUUGGAAAAAUUUUCCUCUUCUAUAUUUUCUUUUCCAUAAUUCAAUUAUUUAUAUGCAAUCAUCUAUCAGAUGAUUAACUAACUUACUAAUUAAUCCAUCAUUAAAUGUUCUCCUUGUAAUUAACAUGCCUUCAAUCAAGAACACUGUAAACGGGAUGUGCAAUUUCUGGAGACUUGAGGAGAUUUUUCUCUCACUUUCUUCUUCCACCUCCUCAAAACUAUAUUGCAAAGCAUGGCGUAUUUCUUUAUCCUAAGAGAAUUUCUCUCAUCUAAUUAACUUUACUGCCAAUACUGCAAUUUUCUCUUACACUCCUAUCGCGAUGAAGUUCGCUGAUUUGUAUGGCACACGCUAUUGUUGCAAAAUCAUUUGCAUGUUCUCAAGCAAAGAAUUUUUGCACUAAAGGGACUUUUUUUCUCAUAUGUCAUCACCUAUAAUUUAUCCUUGUAAUUUAAUUUACUGAUAUGCUUAAUUAAUUCUCACUUCAUCUCUCCCAUUCUAAUCAUUCUAACACGAUAAAUUUAUUUAUAUUGCACGCCACACGAAAAAAUUCUCUAUUCUUUUUUUUUCCUAAAAAUCAUUCUUUUCUUUCAUCAAUCAUUAUAUGUGAAAUCCUCUCCUAAACAUUUUUUUUCUUUCUACACUUCUGAGACGAUAAAAAACGGAGGAUUUUGCGGCAGAGAAGAGACAAAAAUUGUACUUUCAAUCGAGAUUUGAUAAGUGUUUUUUUUUCUGUUAUCGGUAAAGAAGUUUGCGAAAAAGUCAAAGAUAUACUUGAAAAAUUCGGUAAAUUGCAAGGCACAGAAGAAGAAUUUAUAGUUUUUUGUUCUUUUCUCUUUAAAAAAUGUAAUAUGUCGGUGGGCGAGAAUCAUCUUCUCAUUAUCCCAGUUGACAAGGAGAUCUUAAAAGAUAUUCUGUCUGACUCAGUGACAAAAAUUCGAUAUUUAUACAAACACAAAUUCAUUCUGAAGAGUCUCUCUAAGCAUUUCAAUCACACACUUUCUUUCUUUCUUCCCACAAAAAUUUCUAAUAUAACACAUUCAUUGUAUUUUCUCCAUUUUCUCUCUUUCUCUCUACCAUAAGAACUAAGGUUGAACAACCAUUUCUCGCGCAAAAAAGUGAUGAUAAAAAUUUGUGUGCUUCAUUUCGCCAAGUUAGAAGAUCGGAAAAUGUAACUUUCCCUCCAAGUAAAGUUGGAGAAGUCAAUUGGAAGAAUAUAUUUUUCUCUCAUUUUGAGAAAUUACUAAUACUAGAAAUGCGAAUUUCUUCAAUUGUUUUUCUUUUUCUUCUACAAAUUCGCCAGUUUCUUUUUUUUAUCUUAUUCUUCUUCAUUAUUUUUUUUAAUUCAUAGAGAAAUUGCUUAUGUAUUCAUUCUCAAAAAAUAUGGUGUAAUUGUCUUUCACUAGGAAAUGAAAAUGCUCAGCACUGAACAGUGAGUCUUUUCCACACACCAAAAAAGAAUAGCACAAAUCACUCUCUCAAAAAAGAAAACCCAUAGAUUGUGGAAAACCAAUAAGUUCUGAAUUGGAGAAAAGCAUUACAAGGUCUGCGCUUGAGGCGCUUGACAAUUUGUCAGCAAUAAAAACUCACUGUCGGCGUGCAUUUCUUCUAACACUCUGUCGUGGACCAAAAAAUCCAUAUCUAGUAAAAUCCUCCUACACAAGAAGGGACGUUUUCUUUUUUUUUAUAAUGUUCGUCACAGACUAAUUUGAAUCACACACCAUCUUCGCACUUUUUGCUAAUUUCCCUCAUCGUCAAUCGUGGACUAAUUCAAUAAAAUCCCUACAAUUCUCCGGUCAAAAUACAACAGUUAAAAAAAUAUAUCAAUAUAUGACUAUACAUCUGAUGGAUGUAAAAUAUCUCACGGUACUGUAACUCACACUCUCCCUUGGAGUUCCAUCCAUCCAUCUCUCAAUUCCCUGCACACACUCUCCUCGGCCUUGUCGUGGCAUCUCGAAAGGUUGGUCAGAAAUCACAAUGUGAAGAUCCUCUUUAAAUGCCCCAGCGCAAAUACCGUUGUCGCUGCUAUAAAAUAAUCUCGGGGGUUUCUUGGGUGAAGAAGGUCGCCUCGCACGCCUCAAAGAGAUCCGUCUGCGUCUGGGCGGAGCGGCUCAUCUGGCUCCUCGACGCCGCUAUCGUCUGCUGCAGCAGAGCAUUGAUGUCUAUCGCUGGCCACGAGACCAGCGAGACGUUGUGUCAUAAGGCGUCGCGGACGCACUCUGAGCACUGCAGCACGGACGCCAGGCUGCUGUUGGACGUCGUGGCGCACAGGUCGCGGGUGCUGGUGUAGCUGCCGUACUCGUGCGCGUAGCAAAUCCCGCCGUCGCUCCCGUCCGACUCCUUGCGCCGGUGGAAGUGAUGGUGAUGAUGAUGGUGGCUGUGGGCCUGCUCCUGCGAGCAAUACCCAUUGUCCUCGACAUCCUCGCCCAUGUCCACUUCCAGGGUGCGCAGGAGGACGCU